Molecule: messenger RNA, 363 nt
Organism: Caenorhabditis elegans
Lineage: Eukaryota; Metazoa; Nematoda; Chromadorea; Rhabditida; Rhabditidae
Gene: T04H1.12
Product: Activin_recp domain-containing protein
Exons: 3
Coding region: 1-363 (120 amino acids)
Source: RefSeq, marked reviewed
AUGAGUAUUUCCGUAUAUUCUGUUACUAUUUUCACACUUUUGACAUUACUUCCGUUAAUAUGUAUAUCACUGGAGUGCAUCAACUCAACAUCAUACAUGGACAGAGUUCUCGUCAAACCAAUGAGCUCACAUUGUCGUUUGAAUAAUGCACUUUGUGUGAAGACAAUGCAAAUUAGUCAGAAUUCUGAUGGUUCACCAAAGGUAUUAUCUAUUCAUCGAGAGUGCUAUGAACUUGAACCACCACAGGCUUAUAGAGAUGGUAGAGGAUGUUUGGAUUCAUAUGAUGAAGAUGAUCCAAUUUCUAGACGAAUUGGGCCACACUUGAUCACGUGUUACUGUUCAUCGGAUUUAUGCAACUUCUGA